This is a messenger RNA of Giardia duodenalis, 564 nucleotides long. RefSeq lists its product as uncharacterized. The transcript has a single exon. Bases 1 to 564 code for a protein of 187 amino acids. The record is from RefSeq and is a predicted model, not a curated record. Lineage: Eukaryota; Fornicata; Diplomonadida; Hexamitidae.
AUGUACGCGACCCGCCUGCAGCACCUCUGCAGCAAAUAUAGCCACCAGUCUCCUAAUCCUAAAAAGGUGUCGGCUACCCGUCAACCACCGGCCAUAAACGCUGGUCCAUCUGGUCUUUACGAUAACUAUCAACGCAAAAAGGACCAAGAGCUGAUAGAGGAGGCGACCUUCAUGAACACUGGGCUGCUUCCCAAGGCUGUUAAUAAGCUUUCUUCUGGGUAUGCCCAUAGACACCAGAAAACAGAAUCUGCAAGCCCUUCAAAAGGCAAGUCGGCUACCGACCUACUGACUAAAACCGUAGCAUGUAGAGCAGAGCCACUCAUGAAAAACCAGCUGGCUUCUGACUCACGACCACUUACUCGAUCACUGCAGCUUGAUUCUCAGUCGUCUCUAAAGUUGUCUACGCACUCUCAUGUGCAGUUGCCGUACAAGGAGUUGGACAGGCUGGCUACAUCUCGGGCGGAAGAGAUAGAAAUAGACUCUAUCAAGAUAGAACAGCUCUAUUCCGCCAGAGUCACAAAGCUCGCACUGUCUCACAGAAGCCGUCUAGACAUCCUAUUAUAG